CAUCAGCAUGUCUGCUCUCUGGUUUCAGCUGAUAACCUUCGUCUGUCUCUCUUUUGGAGCCCCCGUUGGAGCAGACGUGGAAGGAGUGGUACGGAAACAUGUUGGACAAUCCGUCACUAUCCAGUGCAGAAGUACUUCCGAUCAAGAGACCCUGAAUUUGAAGAAGGGCCUCCAUGAGGAGCGGGAUAUUUUUUACGCAACAGUUCAUUCAGACAAACGUACUAUUGACAGCAAAUUUACUGACAGACUUCAGUACCAUGAAAAAUUCCCCAAUGUGGAAAUCCUCAUCAAAAACUUGACCCUGAACGAUACAGGACCGUACUGGUGUGUGUACAAAAUGACGGACAAGAAAUAUGUACAAAAAAUCACAAAAGGCAGUGGGUCUGUGCUCCUGGUGGUGACAGAAAAGCCUUCAACAGUUUUAGUGCGUGAGUGUCAGCCGCCCCAGAAUGACAUGGUCCUGUGGGCUGUGGUGAUCACCGCUGCUGUGCUGAUUGUCAUCCUCUCAAUUCCCCUCAUAAUGAUGAUCCUCAAGAAAAAGCGCUUGCACACCACAGCAGGAACAAGCCGAGAUGAGAACGUGUCUGGAAGAGCAAGCAGCCACGAGGACACUCUGUGAGCUCCCUGCACCACAGCGAUGCAGGUGAAGCUUUGUGGCAACUCAGUCUGUUUUCACUCUUCAGUCCUUGUGUGUGUGUCAGUGUGUGUCAGUGAAU
Molecule: messenger RNA, 716 nt
Organism: Archocentrus centrarchus (flier cichlid)
Lineage: Eukaryota; Metazoa; Chordata; Actinopteri; Cichliformes; Cichlidae
Product: T-cell immunoreceptor with Ig and ITIM domains-like
Exons: 4
Coding region: 8-619 (203 amino acids)
Biological process (GO): adaptive immune response
Cellular component (GO): membrane
Molecular function (GO): signaling receptor activity
Source: RefSeq, a predicted model, not a curated record